AACACAACACGGAAAUCAUUCAAGACGCUAUUAGAACAACUCUUUGCACUCUCAGCAACUGGAAUGCCAAGGGUUCUUUGACCCUGGACAUCAGCGUUCAUUCUCCCAGUGAUUCGAAACAUUGGCUGAGAAAUGCGCAAUUCGGAUCGGAUAUUGUGCCGAGCUUCGAAAGCGAGCAAAGUCUUUCCAGCAUUCAGGAUCUGCGGCAUAGUCGCCCGCCAUUUCAUCUAUCAGCAGACUAUUUGCGGAUAUCGAUUUUGCACAAGACUUCUGGCAAGGAUUACCAGCUACACUAUGAACCUUAAAGAGAAUGAGGGCAACCAGAUCAACGCAUUUCUGACCAGAGUAAGUUGCAAAGACACUACCCUUAGUUUAGUCCUUAAAUCGCUAAUAACCUAUAAAAUCUAAGAGGUUCAAAAUUACUAUUUGAUUCACUUGUAAUGAACAGCUUAAAGAAGCUAGUUAUAUUUGAAGAUUUCAACGAUACGUACAUUGCUAUUUGGCAGGGAGUGCAUGAGCUUUUUCGCGCAGAACCUGUUCGAAUAGCAAACUCUGCGGUCACUAGAGCCCUCGCAGAAGCUAGUCUUACUCUUGAAUAUCUAUCAGCGGCGUUUAUCGUGGACGCUGGGCCGUUCUUGGACGCAUGCCAAUCAAAUUCAAACUGGACGUGGAAAGAGCUCGUGUCGCUCACCAUUACCUCUCGUCAGCUGGUGCCCGAUGGCGAUCCGACAAACAUUAAUGAUAUGCUUGAAUAAGCAGCGGAGACUGCCAAGAAGAUGCCGAGGCUGAAGAGCAUGGAACUAUGGAAUGGCGGGAGAUCAUUUGCUUGUGUCUUCAGAUACCAGGCGCCUAAUAUCUGCAGACCUGCUAGAAUCAUCUGGAGAAGCAACUGGGACCUACUCCUGGAGCCCAGGGUGACUCGAUCCUGGAAUACUGUGGCGCAACAGCACAAUCUGUAUGAACUUCAAGUUACUAAAGAGUUGUUGGGGGCCGAUACUGUGAUCAAGUCUCACGGCGAUGCCGUCCGUGUUCUGGAUUUUUUGCAUUACGUAGCUUGUCCCGUCUCUUUGUGGCAGAUCCAAGUAGAG
Mytilinidion resinicola is the source of this 1088-nucleotide messenger RNA. RefSeq lists its product as uncharacterized. NCBI's taxonomy places the organism in Eukaryota, Fungi, Ascomycota, Dothideomycetes, Mytilinidiales, Mytilinidiaceae. The record is from RefSeq and is a predicted model, not a curated record. The transcript has a single exon. Bases 441 to 755 code for a protein of 104 amino acids.